UCUAUGGGUGUGAACGAGAUGUGCAAUUUUUACAUGAUGUUUUACUAUAAUGCUACAAGAGAGAAUCCAUUCCCGUGGGGAGCAGUUUGUGCUGGCCGUGAUCGAGUUGUAAGGGUGUUGUUACGUCUUGCUGAAAUUUCUCGCGUUUAA
Strongylus vulgaris is the source of this 150-nucleotide messenger RNA. Lineage: Eukaryota; Metazoa; Nematoda; Chromadorea; Rhabditida; Strongylidae. The record is from the annotation of a GenBank genome assembly.